CAUUCACAGAUCAAUUUCAAUCUCUUCUCAAUUUCCCUCUCUGAAAUCCAUAAACUAUCUAGAUCUCUAAUUUCUAAUACCAAUGGCUCGUACCAAGCAAACCGCUAGGAAAUCAACUGGAGGAAAGGCACCAAGGAAGCAGUUAGCAACCAAAGCUGCUAGGAAAUCUGCACCAGCAACCGGAGGAGUCAAGAAACCCCACAGAUUCAGGCCAGGAACUGUUGCUCUAAGAGAAAUCAGGAAGUACCAGAAGAGUACUGAGCUUUUGAUCCGUAAACUUCCGUUUCAGCGUCUGGUUCGUGAAAUUGCUCAGGAUUUCAAAACUGAUCUGAGAUUCCAGAGUUCUGCAGUUGCAGCCCUUCAAGAAGCAGCUGAAGCUUACCUCGUUGGACUAUUCGAAGACACCAAUCUUUGUGCAAUUCAUGCUAAGAGGGUUACCAUCAUGCCUAAGGAUAUUCAACUUGCUCGUAGAAUCAGAGGUGAGCGUGCUUAAAGGAGAUUAAGAAGGUUUUUCAACUUCUUACUGGGUUUGUGUAAAUGUUUUGGGGGUUUCUAUGGCAGUAUGAAAUGUGGGUUUGUUGUUUUAAAAGUCUUAUCAGUCUCUUUAUUUAUGUUCCCUGUGUAGUUUCAGAUCUGAUGAAAUGAAAAAAAUUAGUUAAUGGUAUUUUCUAUCUUGAAA
Messenger RNA from Papaver somniferum (opium poppy), 679 nucleotides. RefSeq names its product histone H3.2. Gene Ontology annotation, molecular function: protein heterodimerization activity; DNA binding; structural constituent of chromatin. Gene Ontology annotation, cellular component: nucleosome. NCBI's taxonomy places the organism in Eukaryota, Viridiplantae, Streptophyta, Magnoliopsida, Ranunculales, Papaveraceae. The transcript has a single exon. Bases 83 to 493 code for a protein of 136 amino acids. The record is from RefSeq and is a predicted model, not a curated record.